AAAUUCCUGCUGCUUCGCUGUUCAUGAUCUCUUCCUCUUCCUGUCUUUCGUUCUCUCCUCACCAAUUCCCCAGCUACCUUCACGGAUCCCUCCUUCUCCCGCUCGCCGCUCCUCAAUCCUCCCACCAAUACAAACAUCCAUCACAAUGUCUGCCAGAAAGUUAAAGGUUGGCUGUGCCGGUCUCGGUCGCAUGGGCAAGCGUCAUGCCCUCAACUUCUUACAGCGCACUCCCCGCGCCGAGCUCGUCGCCGUCAGUACUCCCGACGACAGCGAGUUGGAAUGGGGCAAGGUCCACCUGGCCCCGUACGGCGUGAAGCUGUACAAAAACUAUGAUGACAUGCUGAAGCACGAGGGCUUGGAGGCCGUGAUUGUUGCCUCCGCUACCGCCGUGCACGCCGAGCAGGCCAUCAAGGCCGUUGAGGCUGACAAGAACGUUCUGUGCGAAAAGCCUCUGUCUACCAGUGUUGAAAUUUCCCAAUCCGUCCUCGACGCCGCAGCCAAGAAACCCCAUCUCAAGGUCAUGUGCGGGUUUUCGCGGCGAUUCGACGCCUCCUACCGGGACGCACACAGCAAGAUGUCCGCGGGGGCGAUCGGCACGGCCUCAGUGAUGCGCAGCCAGACGUGCGAUAAGUUGGACCCAACGGGGUUCUUCGUCGCCUACGCUGAGUUCUCCGGCGGUAUCUUUGUGGACUGCUCAAUCCACGACAUCGACCUGGCGCUGUGGUUCUUCGGCCAGGACAGUAAGGUGAAAUCCGUCUCCGCUGUGGGCAUUACGGCGGUGGAGCCGGACCUCCGCAAGCAUAACGACCGCGACAACGCUGUCGGCCUGGUCGAGUUCUACGACGGCCGCAUCGCCUACUUCUACGCCUCGCGCAUGAUGGCCGCCGGCCAGGAGGACUCCACCGAGAUCAUCGGCACCAAGGGCAAGCUGGCCGUCAACACCCAGCCCGCCAUCAACCUGGUCAACGUCUUCGACGAGAACGGCGUCCGCCGCGAGCUGCCCCAGCACUACUACGACCGCUUCGAGUACGCCUUCGUCACCGAGGCCAACGAGUUCACCGCCUCCUGUCUUGAGAACACCCCCGUGCCCCUGAAGCUGGAGGGCGCCGUCCAGGCGGUGCGCAUCGGGGCCGCCCUCCAGGAGAGUCUGAUCACCGGCGAGAAGAUCAACUUCGAUGAACAGGAGAACCGGAUCCCCAAGGCGAGAUUGUGAGUGUGGGUAGGAGAGGAUAGUCACAAU
Aspergillus aculeatus ATCC 16872 is the source of this 1240-nucleotide messenger RNA. Its product is annotated as putative NAD binding Rossmann fold oxidoreductase. NCBI's taxonomy places the organism in Eukaryota, Fungi, Ascomycota, Eurotiomycetes, Eurotiales, Aspergillaceae. The coding region runs from base 146 to 1213 and encodes 355 amino acids. Gene Ontology annotation, cellular component: cytoplasm. The transcript is spliced from 2 exons. The record is from RefSeq and is a predicted model, not a curated record. Gene Ontology annotation, biological process: NADPH regeneration. Gene Ontology annotation, molecular function: nucleotide binding; oxidoreductase activity.